Coffea eugenioides is the source of this 1298-nucleotide messenger RNA. RefSeq lists its product as uncharacterized. The record is from RefSeq and is a predicted model, not a curated record. Bases 222 to 1016 code for a protein of 264 amino acids. NCBI's taxonomy places the organism in Eukaryota, Viridiplantae, Streptophyta, Magnoliopsida, Gentianales, Rubiaceae. The transcript is spliced from 2 exons.
GAGAGAGGGAGAGAGGAGAGGAGAGAAGAGACGAAGAGAGUUGCUUUCUCUUCUGAUCUCUCUUCUCUUUUUUCAGUUUUUCCUCGAGAUCGUCGCAUCCCAGUCUAUUGCUAGGAUCUGAUCCAUAUUUUCUACUUAGAAAUUAUGGAUUUUGCCUCAUUUUACAGUAGAAACCUUUGAUAGUAAUUACUUAUCAUCUGUCAGGGUUGCGUUUUGCCAUUAUGUGGAAAUCUCUUGCAAAUGCCUUUGGAAGCUUUGGGCAGAAGAAGGUUACUUCGAGUGAGAGUCUGGUAUGCAUAGAAGAUUCCUCAGAUGAUGAGGUCUGUUCCAAUUCCAGUGCUGAAGAAGGGCUGGAAUGUCCAAUAUGCUGGGAGUCUUUUAACAUUGUGGAGAAUGUUCCUUAUGUCUUAUGGUGUGGCCACACGCUAUGCAAGAAUUGUGUCCUAGGACUUAAGUGGGCUGCUUUGAAAUUCUCCACUCAACAGAUUCAGAUUCCAUUGUUCAUUUCCUGCCCGUGGUGCAAUCUGUUGACAUUUCGACUGAUUUAUAAGGGGAAUCUGAAAUUUCCCAGCAAAAAUUUCUUUCUCCUUUGGAUGGUUGAAAGCAGAAAUGGUGACAGGGUGAAGACCUCUUCCUCCAUUUGUGCAGAUCCUCAGGUAUGGUCUCCAAGAUGUACUUCAGUGAUGGGAAAUCCCACAUCCAAUAUUGUGCAUAGAAGGUUCCACCGUCUGGGCAUUUCAGGGUCUAACAGCAAUGAUGAUCCUGUGGGCAACACCAACAAUCUGGAAAGGCCCCAGUUUUCCUUUCAAAAAUCUCUAGAUUACUUCCUUCAGUUUUCGGCAAAGUUUCCAUUGGUCAUCGUUUUCCUUCUGAUUGUUCUAUUUGCAUUACCCUCUAGUGCUGCCAUCCUGAUGCUUUACCUGCUGAUCACAAUUGUCUUCGCUCUUCCAGCUUUUCUAGUGUUAUAUUUUGCGUAUCCUGCUUUGGAUUGGCUGGCAAGAGAAAUUACCUCAUGAUUUUUAUUUAUCAAUCCUUCUGUUGUUUAUGGAACUCUUUUGCUUAGUUUGUUUCUUUGAUUGUGUAAUUCCAUACUGCCAUGGCUGUUUGUUAAUGUGUCUUCUGCCCAUUAUGUGUAGGCUUAUCAGAGUCUUUGCUUGGAUUUGAGUUUAGUGUUGGGUGCUGGAAAUAUCUGUUGUUUGUGUAAUGAAGGGAUUUUCUGAAGAGUUUUUAUUGUGUAAUUUUAGAUAUGAUAUUGGUUGGUUCCUGUUUAAAAGGAAAGUGAGGAACCCGUUUCUUGA